Microcebus murinus (gray mouse lemur) is the source of this 2376-nucleotide messenger RNA. RefSeq names its product NADPH oxidase 4 (gene NOX4). Gene Ontology annotation, molecular function: superoxide-generating NAD(P)H oxidase activity. Gene Ontology annotation, biological process: defense response; superoxide anion generation. Lineage: Eukaryota; Metazoa; Chordata; Mammalia; Primates; Cheirogaleidae. Gene Ontology annotation, cellular component: NADPH oxidase complex; plasma membrane. The record is from RefSeq and is a predicted model, not a curated record.
GAGGGCAGAGCGGACCCGGCGCGGGUCGGAGUCGGGGUGCCCGGGAGGACCCGGCUCCUCCGGGGCGCAGACCUCGCCCCGGCUGGCUCCGUGCCGGGCCUUCGGGCUUCCACCCAGUCUUUGACCCUCUGUCCCCACGCGGUGCCCCCUCCCCCCGCAGCUGCACCGCUGUGACCGCUGCCCGGGCCGCUGCUGCUCCUUUCCGAGCGGGGCCGGCGGCAUGGCUGUGUCCUGGAGGAGCUGGCUCGCCAACGAAGGGGUUAAACACCUCUGCCUGCUCAUUUGGCUUUCCCUGAAUAUCCUGCUUUUCUGGAAAACCUUCUUGCUGUAUAACCAAGGGCCAGAGUAUCACUACAUCCACCAGAUGUUGGGGCUAGGAUUGUGUCUAAGCAGAGCCUCUGCAUCUGUUCUUAACCUCAACUGCAGUCUUAUCCUUUUACCCAUGUGUCGAACACUGCUGGCUUACCUGCGAGGAUCCCAGAAGGUUCCAAGCAGGAGAACCAGAAGACUGUUGGAUAAAAGUAGAACAUUCCAUAUAACCUGUGGUGUUACUAUCUGUAUUUUCUCAGGUGUGCACGUGGCUGCCCAUUUGGUGAAUGCCCUCAACUUCUCAGUGAAUUACAGUGAGGAUUUCCUUGAACUGAAUGCAGCGAGAUACCGAGAUGAGGACCCUAGAAGACUUCUCUUCAUGACUGUUCCUGGCCUGACAGGGGUCUGCAUGGUAGUGGUGCUAUUCCUCAUGAUUACAGCCUCUACAUAUGCAAUAAGAGUUUCUAACUAUGAUAUCUUCUGGUACACUCAUAACCUCUUCUUUAUCUUCUAUAUGCUGCUGAUGUUGCAUGUUUCAGGAGGACUGCUGAAGUAUCAAACUAAUUUAGAUACCCACCCUCCUGGCUGUAUCAAUCUUAACCGAAUCCGCUCUCAGAAUAGUUCCUUACCAGAGUAUCUCUCAGAACAUAUUCAUGAAGCUUCCCCUGGAGGAUUUCCAAAACCAGAAGAGCUUACCCAGAACACACUUGUGAAGAUUUGUGUGGAAGAGCCCAGGUUCCAAGCUAAUUUUCCACAGACUUGGCUUUGGAUUUCUGGACCUUUGUGCCUAUACUGUGCCGAAAGACUUUACAGGUGUAUCCGGAGCAAUAAGCCAGUCACCAUCAUAUCAGUCAUAAGUCAUCCUUCAGAUGUCAUAGAAAUCCGAAUGAUCAAAGAAAAUUUUAAAGCAAGACCUGGCCAGUAUAUUAUUCUACAUUGUCCCAGUGUGUCUGCAUUAGAAAACCAUCCAUUUACCCUCACAAUGUGUCCUACUGAAACCAAAGCAACAUUUGGGGUCCAUCUUAAAAUAGUAGGAGACUGGACAGAACGAUUUCGAGAUUUACUAUUGCCUCCAUCUAGUCAAGACUCUGAAAUUCUGCCCUUCAUUCAAUCUAGAAGUUAUCCCAAGCUGUACAUCGAUGGCCCGUUUGGAAGUCCGUUUGAGGAAUCACUAAACUAUGAGGUUAGCCUCUGCGUGGCUGGAGGCAUUGGAGUAACCCCAUUUGCAUCAAUACUCAACACCCUGCUGGAUAACUACGGGAACACCACUGACAUACAGCUAGAACUGUACUUUAUCUGGGUGUGCAGAGACAUCCAAUCCUUCUGUUGGUUUGCAGACUUACUCUGUAUGUUGCAUAACAAGUUGUGGCACGAGAACAGACCUGACUACGUCAACAUCCAGCUGUACCUCAGUCAAACAGAUGGGAUACAGAAGAUAAUUGGAGAAAAAUACCAUGCACUGAAUUCAAGACUUUAUAUUGGACGUCCUCGAUGGAAACUUCUAUUUGAUGAAAUAGCAAAAUGUAACAGAGGGAAAACAGUUGGUGUUUUCUGUUGUGGACCCAGUUCAAUUUCCAAGACUCUUCAUAAACUGAGUAACCAAAACAACUCAUAUGGGACAAGAUUUGAAUACAAUAAAGAAUCUUUCAGCUGAAAACCUUUGCCAUGAACCCGGAGUUUAAAGAAGGAAUGAGUGCAAUUUCUAAGACUUUGAAACACAGCUGAAUCAAACAGCUGUGUUGUGUCAAAGAGUAGCAAGGUUGUCUUAUUUAUGAUUAUUUAAAAUGGAAAUGCAGAAAAUGUGGCAAGAUGACAGGUCAUAUUACAUGUUUAAUCUGGAAACUAAAGAGGCCCUGAAGAAUAUUUGAUGUGAUGAUUCACUUUUCAAUUUUCAAAUUAAAAGAAAACUAUUCGAUCCACACUGUUGAUUUUUAUGGCAGAUUCAAGAACUCCCUAGUGAGGAGCUGAACUUGCUCACUCUGAGGCUGAAAGCCACGGUCCUCUUUAAAUUGUUUUUUGGUUGAACCAAUGCAAGAUUGAACAAAAUUAAAAAUUCAUUGAAACUCA